Molecule: messenger RNA, 1437 nt
Organism: Acanthocheilonema viteae
Lineage: Eukaryota; Metazoa; Nematoda; Chromadorea; Rhabditida; Onchocercidae
Source: the annotation of a GenBank genome assembly
AUGCCAAUUAAACAAAGAUGGACGACAUUGAAUAUUCUAUUUAAUUCGUAUGGCUACGGUGCAUAUGGUUACGGACAACAAGUAGCCACUCCUUAUGGACACGAUGAAACGGGAAUGAUGCAAGGUGUGAUGGGUCCGGGAACUGGCGGAGGUAAUUGUGGUAGCUCAGGAGGAGCUUACAAUGCCCGUUAUCAUUUCCAAGCAGCACAGAAUGCUGGAUUUGAUACUGGUAGUGAAGAUCAUCAACCAAGAACUGUUUAUGUUGGAAAUUUGGAUCCAAGUAUAACAGAGGACUUUAUCACUACGUUAUUUGGGCAGAUUGGUGCUGUAACAAAAACUAAAGUCAUCUUUGAUACUACAUCGCCCCAUAAAAAGGUAAGUACUGGAUGGCGUUGUGCAACAUCCCGAUUCCAAUUACCUCAGGACAAGUGGUACUUAAUAGUAGUAGUAGUAGUGCGUGUAAGGAAGGGUAUGUUGUCAACUGAAACGAAACAGGGAACAAAUGAUCCAUAUGCUUUCGUGGAAUUCGCUGAUCAUUACACUGCUGCGCAAGCACUGCAGGCAAUGAACAAAAGAGUACUUUUGGAAAAGGAAAUGAAAGUAAACUGGGCUACGGAGCCGGGAUCACAAGCAAAGGUAGACACCAGCAAACACUUCCAUGUAUUUGUUGGCGAUCUGUCACCGGAAGUUGAUAACAAAGCAUUAAAAGAUGCAUUUGCUCCGUUUGGAGAAGUUUCGGAUGCUAAAGUAAUUAGGGAUGCAACAACACUGAAAUCAAAAGGCUAUGGAUUUGUUUCCUAUCCGAAGAGAGAAGAAGCAGAGCGCGCAAUAGAGCAAAUGAACGGUCAGUGGUUGGGACGACGAACAAUUCGCACAAAUUGGGCAACACGUAAACCAACUGGUACUGGUGCUGGUGAUGGACAGUAUGGACGCACCGAAUUGAACUACGAUGACGUCUACAAUCAGACGGGUCCUGACAAUACAUCUGUCUACGUCGGAAAUGUUAACGCAAGCGCUAACGAUGAAGAUCUGCGAGCAGCAUUUGACAAAUUUGGCCGUAUCCUAGAAGUUCGAAUCUUCAAAUCACAGGGAUAUGCAUUUGUGCGUUUCGACAAAAAGGAUUCUGCUUGUAACGCCAUAUGCAAAAUGAAUGGACAAGAGCUUUGCGGUCAAAACAUAAAGUGUUCUUGGGGAAGAACGCCUGAGGGUCACAACCAGCAGGUUAACGCAUACAAUCAAGCCCAAGCAUAUGCAAAUUAUGGUGGUUAUGGGGCCUAUGGAUACGGAAAUGGUGCGUCAGGUGGUCCGGGUGGUACUGCUGCAGCUCAACAACAGUACUGGAAUUACUAUCAGCAGUAUUACAGCAAUCCACAACUUGUUCAGCAGCAAUGGCAGAGUUAUUGGCAGCAGCAGCAGCCACAAGGUGGAAAUCAGUAA